This is a messenger RNA of Kickxella alabastrina, 406 nucleotides long. RefSeq lists its product as uncharacterized. The record is from RefSeq and is a predicted model, not a curated record. The transcript has a single exon. The annotation marks the transcript as partial. NCBI's taxonomy places the organism in Eukaryota, Fungi, Kickxellomycota, Kickxellomycetes, Kickxellales, Kickxellaceae. Gene Ontology annotation, cellular component: ribosome. Gene Ontology annotation, biological process: translation. Gene Ontology annotation, molecular function: structural constituent of ribosome.
GCUAAAUUCAAAAUUCAACCUUUUUAUUUCACACUUUGUUUCUUAUCCAAAUCAAAACAAAUACUGAAGCAUGUUUGCGUUUUUGCGGACGGCAUUUUCGACAAAGGCCCUGCGGCCAUUCACAGCCCAGCACCAGCACCAGCCCUCGGCGCUCGCCAAUGCGCUGGGAGCGAACAGCACAGAGGCCGUGCGUGGAAUGAAGGUGCGGUCGUCGGUUAAGCUGAUGUGCGACCACUGCAAUUUGUCCGGAGACGUGGGCGCCUCUUUGUUGUGUGCAGCAAUGAUCCCAAGCACAAGCAGCGCCAGGGAUAGAGAAAAUUAAGCGUUGGAGUUUUUACGCCCUUUAUAAAAAUAAAAAGAAUAAAAUUCAGGAAUCUGUUUCUUUUUUCUUUCUCUUCUUUCUUUU